UGCUCAGCUUAAUUAUUUCCCCCGCGCACAAACACAUAAACACAUAAAUUCCUUCAUCUUCUCUCACUCGCUCCAGAGCAAGCAAUAAAGUUUGUGGUCCUCGUGAGCAAACAGCCAGUGACAAUAUAUCGAUUGUGGUGGUGCAAACGGCAUUAUUAAAGUACUUGCUGAAGUGUGUCGAAGUCAAGUGGAGUGUGAAUAAUUCCAUUGAUCUCCGGAAUGAAUCUCCUGCCUGUGAUUUUCCUCCUUAUCACCACAUUUGCCGAGGGAGCGAUUGUGGAGGCCGAUACAGAAGAUUAUUGCUUCGCCACUGAUCCGAUUAGAGAGCAAGUUAGGAGAUUCUUCUCAAAGACUGCUUAUCAAUUUGUGCGUGGAAAUGAAAAUAUCACCAUCGAUUCUGGUUGUCUUCCUGAGAGAUUUUGGCUGUUAUCGCGCCACGGAACUCGCUUGACGCCACAGAGAGACACAAAAUAUCUAUCAGAGAAGCUUCCGGUGAUUCAGAGAGAGAUUCUGUCUCAAAACAACGCCUUGUGUAGAGAGGAUGUUGCUUUGCUGGCAUCCUGGAAGUGGGAUGUCAAUGUAACAGAGGACAAAUCAGAGUUUCUCUCCACUCAAGGAUGGGAAGAUCUCCGUGGCUUGGCAAGAUACUUCCAGAAUCAAUUCCCAGCGUUGCUACAGAAGAAGUACUCAAAGAGAAAAUACUUCUUCCGUCACACGAACAAGCAGAGAACACAGGCGAGCUUCGAGGCAUUCGCUGAGGGAUUGUUUGGAUCUUAUAAGAAUGUCGAAGCAGCUCCAAUUCCCCAGAACGACACUCUCCUCAGGCCUUAUGACUUCUCAGAAGAGUGGAAAGAGCAAGAAAAAUCAGUUUAUCAGGACGGAUCGGAGUACAGGAAGUUCCGAGAGAGUCUCAACUUCCUCAACAUGAUUGACAAUGUCUCUAAGAGGGCGGGAUAUAACACUAGCUUAACUCCUGAAGCAGUUGAGAUGCUUUUCAAGGCUUGUAUUUAUGACCAAGCGUGGAGAAUUGAGGAGCCAAGUCCUUGGUGUUCACUCUUCACGCCGAACGACGUGAAGGUCCUGGAGUAUCUGCACGAUCUGGAGGAGUACUACAUCAACGGCGGAGCGUCGGAUAUCAACAAAUCGCUUGCCAAUGAGUUGCUGGACAAUUUCUUGACACACUUCAUGAGCAACGAAGACCCCAAAGUUGUGGCUUUCUUCACCCAUUCCACCACUGUUGAGCUCUUCCUCACUGCCCUGGGAAUUGCCCAAGAUGACACAGCUCUCAUGGCGGACAAUUUCGACGCGAUGGAGAAUCGCAAGUGGCGAACAAGUGAAAUUGCUCCCUUUGCCUCAAAUCUCGUCAUUGUCAGCUUGUCUUGCAAUUCAGGACCGCGAAAUCGCUUGAUUUACCUCCUCAAUGAGAGAAUUUUGGAGUUGUGA
Messenger RNA from Phlebotomus argentipes, 1443 nucleotides. RefSeq names its product multiple inositol polyphosphate phosphatase 1-like. Lineage: Eukaryota; Metazoa; Arthropoda; Insecta; Diptera; Psychodidae. The coding region runs from base 220 to 1443 and encodes 407 amino acids. The transcript has 3 exons. The record is from RefSeq and is a predicted model, not a curated record. Gene Ontology annotation, molecular function: acid phosphatase activity; inositol phosphate phosphatase activity.